AUGUAUUUUGCGGAUGUUUGUGCCGGUCCUGGCGGGUUUUCGGAGUACCUACUUUGGCGACGCUGUAAUACAAUCCUCCCACAUUCCAGUUCAACGAAUAAUUCCGUGACAGACGAGCAUCCCAUUUCUAAUGUCCCACAUUUGUCUGCAAAAGGCUUCGGUCUUACUUUGACGGGCCAGUGUGAUUUUCGUCUGAAUGAUUUUCUUGCCGGCCCUUCUGAAGCAUUCUUUCCCCAUUACGGUACGACAAAAGAUGGGGAUAUAACCAAGUGGACCAAUUUGGCAUCUUUCAGUUCGUUGAUCGAUCAAGCAACUUCUGGUCAGGGAGUUCAUCUUCUCGUAGCUGAUGGAGUAAGUUUGAUGCAUAUCGAUUAA
Molecule: messenger RNA, 375 nt
Organism: Echinostoma caproni
Lineage: Eukaryota; Metazoa; Platyhelminthes; Trematoda; Plagiorchiida; Echinostomatidae
Source: the annotation of a GenBank genome assembly